Rhipicephalus sanguineus (brown dog tick) is the source of this 1975-nucleotide messenger RNA. Its product is annotated as protein phosphatase 1 regulatory subunit 3B-B. Gene Ontology annotation, molecular function: glycogen binding; protein phosphatase 1 binding. The record is from RefSeq and is a predicted model, not a curated record. Gene Ontology annotation, cellular component: protein phosphatase type 1 complex. Gene Ontology annotation, biological process: regulation of glycogen biosynthetic process. The transcript is spliced from 2 exons. The coding region runs from base 159 to 1043 and encodes 294 amino acids. NCBI's taxonomy places the organism in Eukaryota, Metazoa, Arthropoda, Arachnida, Ixodida, Ixodidae.
ACGCGGCAGCCGGCGACGCCGCAGCGAGUUUUUCUCAUGCUGCCAGACGCCGGCGGCGCAGAGCGCCUCCGAAAGGCGUACCCGUCGCGCGCGUCCGUACCUUCUGUCGUAGUGACGGUGACAUGCCGCGUACUUAGGAACCAAGUUCGGGUAACGCCAUGCCCAUGGACCUGGAACUGGUGUUGUCGGCCAACCCGCCGCUCUUUGUGGGCAGCGAGUGCCGGCUCAGCGUGUGUGCCCUGCAGCAGAGCAACCCGCUCUUCCAGACGUGCUCCAUCAAGCGCAACUACCGACGCGCCUCCACCAAUGUGCCGCCCAUCAAGCCGUGCAUGUCUCCGCGCGACGAACAAAUUCAGAGCGAGCCGACGAGUCCGACGUCGUCGAACCGCAUCAAACGGCGAGUGUCGUUCGCCGACGACAAGGGCUACUCGCUCACCCAGGUGCGCGUCAUGAAGGAGCCCUCGGACAGCCCGCCGCGGUGGACCGACGAGUUUGUGGCCCGGAUAACGCGCGACAUGCGGCUCGACGCGCCCCUCUGGGAGACCGCCUUCACGCAGCCGGCCUCGGAUUACCUCGAGUUCCGGCAGACGCUCGAUGCCAACCUGGUGUCGCUCGAGAACGUCAUCGUGAAGAGCGACGAGCUCAUCACGGGCACCAUCAAGGUAAAGAACGUCACCUUCGAGAAGCGCGUCUUUGUGCGCGCCACCUUCGAUGGCUGGAAGACUAUGCAAGACUAUGCGGCCGAGUACGUGGCCAACGGCCACCUAAGCAACAUGUACGACACCUUCUGCUUCUCGAUUCCCAUCCCGCCGUCGGCGUCGAGCAAUUUAGGCGUGAUAGAGUUCUGCGUUUGUUUCGAGCACGACAAGCAAGAACACUGGGACAAUAACAAAGGAAAGAACUACAAGCUGGUGGCGUUAACCAAAAAGGCUCCCAGCCCAACAGUGGUGCGACGCUUUACAGACGCCCUCAAGGCGGACGUGGACUCUUGGACAGAGUUUGCCAGUUGGAAGAACCUGGCCUCAGAGGGGCCCUACUGGUGACUGGAGUGCAGGCUAUUUGCUCCCUCCCUUAAUGAACCACUCUCGCUUAUUGUGCUGUUUUUAAAUUAGCUUCAGUGUGAUAGGUUUAAUUAAUUGUUCCUGUCAGCUUACUACUGCGAGAGAAGUUGGACAGCAUACGGUUAGGCAACGGCACUGGUCACAUCAUGGUUGUGCAAACUGUUAGUGAAGUAGCGGUGUUUGCAUUUUGCAUGACUGUACGAGAUGCGCUUACACGAAAGCACCACUGCUUGUCCACGAAACGAGUUUCUAGUCUGAGAUCAAGUGCGUCUGCAGCUUGGACAUAUGAAAGUGCUAAGGACUGCUCGUCUAGUCCUUGCUCGAGUGCGCUGUACAUGUGCUGCUUAGAGGGGGCUAUAUUUUCUGAGAAGUGCAGACCUGUCGUCCGAGUGUACCUGUCUCGUGUGCCAAGCAACUUGGGGACAUUUGGAGUGCUUUACAAGUGGUCGGCUACAUGCAGAGUUUUGUACAUACUCAUAUUUUUGGGUGCCCUAUUUACACCUUGCCUAGAUAUUUAGCAAAGCUUAGUGAGUUAGGUUCUUCGUGUAUAUUGCAAACAUUUGUGCACUGGUUGGCACUUCAGAGGCGUGGCCGCGUUCCUAGUGCAGGCCUCACGAUGCUCAGGGCUAUGUAAGCCAUGAUAUAAGGAAACGUUGCUUCAGGCAAUCCACUGUGAGCAGUGUAUUAGCGAUUCCUUCUGUAGUGUAUAGGGCUACGGUGCCUGUAUGCGUGAUUAGGAUAAUGUAUGUCUCAGGACACUUUGUUCUGUCUUUCAGAAGUUGUUGCCAGCCUUUUUCUUUGUACAUACGAACUUUGUUGGUUUUUCCUGCUCUCUGAUAACCCGUGCCAUGGUAUUUUACUCCAGGACGUUUUUAGCACAAUCGCAACGAAUUGUUGAACAAUAAAAAAAACUU